GGGAGGGAGAGAGAGAGAAGGAACUGCGGGAGGAAAAAAAAAGUUGAAGUGAAAAUGGCUUCCUUGUCUUUGGAGUCUACAGAACAAUCCGAGAGCGGUCCAGACGAGCCAUCGGCAACGGAGUCCAAAGAAGAGGAAGAUCCGGUGCAAAUUUCCGAACGAUUAUUACAAAGUUUCCAAAAGUCGGCUUUGAGUUUUUCCACCGACCAAGUAUCAUGCCUCUGCGAGGCCCUUUUGCAGGCGGGCAAUGUGGAUCGCCUGUGGAGAUUUCUAUCCACCAUACCUCCUCCGUCCGAGCUGCUACGUGGCAACGAGACCAUGCUGAAGGCCCAGGCACUGGUGGCCUUCCACCGGGACGAAUUCAAGGAGCUGUACGCCAUCCUGGAGAGCCACGACUUCCACCCGUCUAACCAUGGGUUCCUGCAGGACCUGUACCUGAAAGCCCGCUACAAGGAGGCGGAGCGGUCCCGGGGCCGCAGCCUGGGCGCAGUGGACAAGUACCGGCUCAGGAAGAAGUUCCCCCUGCCCAAAACCAUCUGGGACGGAGAGGAGACCGUGUACUGCUUCAAGGAGAAAUCCCGGAAUGCCUUGAAGGAUUGCUACAAGAGCAACAGGUACCCGACUCCGGACGAGAAGAAGAACCUGGCUAAUGUCUCCGGACUGUCCCUGACGCAGGUCAGCAACUGGUUCAAGAACCGUAGGCAGAGGGACAGGACCCCGUCCGGGACCCACAGCAAAAGCGAGUCCGACGGGAACCACAGCACCGAGGACGAGGCGAGCCCCAUGGACGACGGCCCGGACAAACCAGAGGAGGCUGCCGGCUCCACGGCCUCCAUCAUCUCCCUCUCUGCCCUCCCCUGCGGCGCGGGAGGCCAGCUCAUCCUCAACGGGUCCGGUGGCUUCCUCACAGCGCCUCAGUCGUUACUCCUUAACGGAAAUUCCCUGCUCUCCGGUACCGGCGCCGGUGUCAUCAUUAAUGGGCUGAGCUUGGGCGAUUGCCAGACAGUCACGCUGAGUCCCGUUGCGACCAACUCCCCGUUGAUGCUGAACGGGGCUCCGGUAAGAACCAAGCCCGGCGUCGGUGGGCAGCAGCAAGCACUUUCCGUGGCGCCGCAGGAGCUUUCGGCCGUGGAGGCCAAGUCCAGCAGCCUUCCGGCAGUUGUCCUCGGCGGGAACACCGCGUCGGUCUCGAACCCUCCGUCCGUCAUCUCGCUUACCCAGCCAACCAGAACAGACGGCGGCGACGCGACGGAUUACAUCAGCGUCCCCGAGGGCCGGACGGUAUCUCCGUCUUCUUCUUUAUCCCCUUCCUCACCGACUCUGUCCUCCCCAACCAUGCUCUCCUCUCUAGUCUUAACACAAAACAACCAAUGCCAGGAGUCGCUCACCCUCCCGGCCUCCAUGUCAUCCGCGGGCAUGUUGCUCUCCGGGACUUCUGUGCCGCUCUCCGGUCCACACGGGGAGUACGUUGUAUUCGCCACCGGUGGCUCUCACUUAAACCCUUCUAGCUCGGUCGUCCCCUCCAGUAACUCCACCCCUCAGGUCUUCUCUCUGCCCCAGGUCGUGCCUUCCAUCCAGGGUGUACCGGUCUCCCAGCUGGUCCAGCACUCCUCAGGGGCCCAGGUGUCCCAGUGUCCUCAGUUGGUCCCACUAUCACCCCUCGCCUCGUCUGCACCUCACUUCCAAAACCAGACGGCGAACACGAGCACUAGACUGGUGCAACAGCUGCAGGAUUCGCCAACAACUUUGCCUGAAGGCGCCACGACUAUAUUCUCAAUCUCACAGCUCAACAACCACCAGCUCCUGCAGCGAAUGGUUCACCCGCCGGGGGACCAAAGCACAAACUCCACACCCAGUAAAAUGCAGGUCCCACAGGUCAUUUCCAUCUCAUCCCCGACACAAGUGGUCUCAGUGCCCCAGAACAAAGGCAACACAGCAGCGCAGUUAGUCCCGCUCUCCAUGCCUCAGCUGGUGCCCGUCUCCUCCAUCCAAACUUCAUCCAGCAUCUCUUUCCCCCAAGUGGUACCAGCCAGUCCUUCUCUCUCCAUGUCCUCUGCUGGAGUGCCCUUACAGAUCCUGACCUCAUCUCCUGCAGGGGUCUCACAGGCUCCUCUCAGAAUAAACCAGUUGAGACCCAUUCAGAGUGUGGGUCCCCAAACCAUUGGGGCCCCUGGUAUGCAGCUCCUCAACUCUGGGAUCAUUCAGCUGCCAUCUCCUCCAGGCAACCUCCUCCUCGGCGGGAGCCCCUACCUGAGCGUCCAGCAAGGCAAGCUGAUCCUCACCAUUCCAGCGGGCAUCCAGCUCGCCGGUUUGAAGCCAGUCUUCGAGGCUUCGCCCGUCUCUACUAAUGGACUGAGUCACCUCCUCACCUCCUCCGCCCUCCCUGCGGCCUCGAGCACCUCGGGGCCGACCCCCGGCGGCCUCACGUCCUCCCCCCUGAGCCUAAUCGCCCCGUCUCCAGCGUACUGUGCCCCGGAGACGGGCAUCCCUGCCGUCCCCUCCCCUCUCGCGCUGGACCACUCAACCACCCCCACGACACCAAACACUCUGAUGCCAGAGAGUCUGCUUACCCUGAGUCCCAUGUACGGCGGGGUGACGCCCAGCACCCAGCCAGCCUGGAGCCCCGUUCCCCUCUCCACUUCGGCGAGUCUAACUCUGUUCGAUGCCCGCGGCAAGGGGGACCUCCCCGUGGACCCGGCUCUGUUAGGUCUACCCGGAGGAGAGUCGCUGCUUCUGGGAAGCCCCUCGCCGGACGCCAGCUCGGCACUUGGUAAUCCGGAGGAGCUGGACGGGGACUCCAAGAUUCUCACUCAGCUCCAGUCUGUCCCCGUGGACGAGGACCUCGGCUUGUAGUCCUUCUAACCGGCUGCUCGCGCAACCCGGCUGUCUGCAAAAACAGUGAAGCAACACAGCAGGUUGCAGAGUCCAGCAACGUCCGCCAGAUGAUGGCCCUCGUCGUCCAACCUCAAGGAGCCAAAUGAGUUCUCAGCAGCACUAUUUCACAUGGAUUUGUUUUUCUGUAUGUGCCUUAUCAAUGCAGAAAGGAGAACUAACACAGAUUAGUGGUGUUAAAAAAAAGAAAAGGAAAGGAAAAGACUAUCCUAUGCAAGGCGUCAGCUCUUCUUCAGACCAAGUUCAGCUGUACUUGGGAACAAUGACUUGUGUGGUUUUUGCUGGCCUGGAAAGGGGCUCUUUGCGGAUCGAGCAAAGAAACUAAACACCGGACUGUCGGGCAAAGCCAUUGGAUCUAGAAAUAGUUGAGUAUAGCUUUGUCUGCCCAGAGCUCAGAGAUUCGGUACGUAUUCUGCCAGGAAACACUCCAGGAAUGUAGUGAAGAUUAUGUUCCUCACAAACAGAAUCGCAGCGUGGUCAUUGGCGUUUGAUGGCGUAGCUUCAGGGGCUAUGCAGCAGUACUUUAUUACUACAGGUUACUGAAGUCUGGGCUCAAACAGGAUUCAAAUCGAUAAACUGUUUUUAAAGGACUUUAUGCAGUUUUCAAGUGAGAAGGCUGCACUCCAUUGGUAAAAGUGUAACACAGGGAAUAAAGGGUCUAUACUCUAUGCAAUGCAUGUUUAGUUCUUCAUAGGACUCUUUGUGACACAAUGGCUGAGUUCAUAAGCCAGAACUCGUGGGAGAUGAGAGAGAUUUGAAAUACUGAACAUUUAAAUGAAGCAUGACACCAAAGCAUUUGCUGUGAUCCCACUUUGUGAUAUUUUUUGUCGAAUCCAUCCAAAAUUUGUUAAUAUCGAUAAGUGCCUUAUUUUGAAGCUUAGGGGUUUGUUGUUUUUGAUAUGAAUUGUUUUGACUUUGUACACCGUUUUUUUUUUUUUUUACAAGUGCUAUACAACCAAAUUUUAGGAUUCAUGUGGUGGCUUUUUUCCAAAUACUCACAUUUGCUUGUCUGUUUGAUCGCCAGAUAUCCUCUAUUUGUAUAUUUUGCACCUUUCAUUCACAGAAUGUUUACGGCGCUGCUGUGUUGUUAUUACAGUGGUUGGAUUCAUAUUCUCUUUCGAAAGCUCUUAUAUACAUUUUCCUUAAAUUGGACUACAAAUCAUCCUGAAAUCUGUCGCAGAUUGACGGAACAGCUUCCUCAAUUAAACCAUAGAAAUGCUCAUCAUGGUUUAGCUCUCCACUGUCUAAACACAGGUAGUGGUCAGACCGUUGGCUACUUAUGGUACACCAAAAUACACUUCAGUGCCGCAUCUAGUUACAAUAAUGACCUUUGGGUUGUUGUUUUCUUUUUGUUGUUUGUCUUUUUUGUACAUUUAAUCUAUUUAAAGCAUGUAUCAAUCAGUGAGAAAGUGAGUCCUUGUGAGAUGAUGCAGAUAGGAAAUGAUAUUCAUUUUGACUUGGAAUGCCACAUCGUUGUGCAAACUGAGGUUCUACAAUCUUAGCAAGCAUGUAGUCAUCAUGUCUUUUUGAUGGCAAUACACUAGGUUACUCCCCGUUAAUACAUUUUCAGGCUAUUUGCUCUUAAUGGGCUUUGAGUAGAUUGUUGAGUGGCUUGGACGAAUCCGAUUGUCUGAAUAUAAAUUACAUUUAAAUGAAUAGUUAGGGGUAAAAGGAAGCGUUUCCUAUAAUAUAAAAUAUGGUAACCUGCAUUUCUUCAUGAGCCAUGUCUACAAUUCCAAAGUAUUUUGACAAUAAAGCCUCAAUGGGCGUAUGCGCAUCUGUAUCUGUAUAUGGCUCCACAUUUUACCAAAGAUAAUGUAUUUUGAUCGAUCUUUUGAUAUUUGUGAAAGGGAAAGUUUGUGUCCGUCAUUCAAGAUUCUUGUUAUUCUCGUUUUUUGUAUCCAAAUGCAUUCUAUUUUUUAUAUUUCAUAAUAUUGCAAUAAACUACAUUUACAGAAAA
Gasterosteus aculeatus aculeatus (three-spined stickleback) is the source of this 4852-nucleotide messenger RNA. RefSeq names its product SIX homeobox 5 (gene six5). Gene Ontology annotation, cellular component: transcription regulator complex; nucleus. Lineage: Eukaryota; Metazoa; Chordata; Actinopteri; Perciformes; Gasterosteidae. The record is from RefSeq and is a predicted model, not a curated record. Gene Ontology annotation, biological process: regulation of transcription by RNA polymerase II. Gene Ontology annotation, molecular function: RNA polymerase II cis-regulatory region sequence-specific DNA binding; DNA-binding transcription factor activity, RNA polymerase II-specific.